AUGAACCCGCCAAACAUCACCCAUGAUUCAGACGGAAGCGAAAGCGCAAUUCGCCCGCCGAGUUUGAUGAAGGGGAAGCGACGCCGCGGUGUCAACACAGAGGAAGAGAAGAAGAAGGCAGUGUUCGAGGAGGUUAAGACGUUCAAUGCAGAAUGUCUCGCUCUCGAGAAAUUGGAAGCGGACAUCUGCAGCCUUCACGCAAUUAUGUUCAAGCGGCAUGGGAAGCUCCUCGAGACUCUGAACGAGGAACAGUGGCCGAACACCCCGAGGAGAGCCGCCAGCCAGAUGAGCCUCCCGUCCUUCCGGGCAGUGCUCCAUAACUCGAAAGCCAGCACUGCUCCAGAAGCCACCAGAGAGGCUGUGACCGCCUUGCAGAAUAUGGUGCUGCUCAAGUUCGCCCAAGAAUUUGAGAAGGCGGAGAUCGCGCUCGGAGUCGUUGGCACAGCGAUACACUCGGCUUUGAUCAAUCGUCGCGGUUACGGCGAGGACGAAGAGGACAUUCGCGAAUUGAUGGGUGAAAAUGUCGACAGGACCUAUACCAACAUCAGGCAGGACCGCGCCGCGCUCAAAAAGGCUGCGAGAGAUUGCUUCUACCAAGCUCUCGCGCCUCUGCGCAAGCUUGCCGACGCUUUUUACAAUUUCAGGUUUGAUGCUGCGAAGAACUGCGACAUCGAGAAGCUGAGAGGUUAUUAUGACAAGAGCCGCGACAACCAACACGACCACAUCGUGGACCUGGUCUAUGGUCUUUGCGUUGCAAAUGAUCGAAACAUCCUUCUCGAAGAGGCCUACUUCGAGAAGGGCGAGAAGCUGGAAGCAGCUCUGACAUAUGUGUCAUCUCUCGAAGAGGGUGACUUGGCCGCACAAACCUACGGAGUGCUCAACAUCGGGAGUCGCAGAGACUUGAGAAAGCUGUUCCCGGAGGUCAUCGCCGAAUCCCUUAUUGUUUGA
Messenger RNA from Cercospora beticola, 948 nucleotides. RefSeq lists its product as uncharacterized. The record is from RefSeq and is a predicted model, not a curated record. Lineage: Eukaryota; Fungi; Ascomycota; Dothideomycetes; Mycosphaerellales; Mycosphaerellaceae.